AUGGCAUCGGACACCCCGCGAUCAGCAAGAUGCCCACCCCUUCGGCAGGCCCGAGGGACAAGACUUAAUACGAUAAUGGAGGACUCUCGUGAAGCUCUGUACGCAGAGAAGACGGACAGCCGCACGUCUCCGUCUAAGCCAAGUGGUCAAACACCAUCGUUGAAAUUGAAAACCACUGAUCUUCAGCCGCCGUCCAAAUUGAAUCGUCUCUGGUCGCCCUUAUCCACGGGAUCUCUCUCCUCCUGUUCGGAUACUGAAUGGCAACAUCAAAUGCGAAACCUGAAUGAUUUCUACGAUACCACGGAUGAUGAUUCAGACAUCAGCGAUGAGUGUACAUCUUUUGCUAGCACUAGACCGACAAGUCUAGUGACCCCUACGACGAGAGAUUCAAUGGUUUCACCACUUAGUCGCAAUCGCUACCCCAGCCUCACCAUUCCAUCAUCAACAAUCUGGCCAUCGCUCCAUGGUGCCCCCAAGAGUUCACCUGUUCCUCCCACUCCGCCGCCAAAGAUACCAGUUUCUCCGGCAGCCUUGUCGAUGCUCGCACGCUCGGUACCAGCUGUGCAUGCUCCCCCUUCUCUAGAUGGCAGUGUCUCCUCCGACCAAGUCUCAAACAUCAGCGCCCCGGCAACUCCAGAUCUGCAAUCUCUUCCAGACACCGACUGGAAUGCUCAAGAAAUCCAUGUCCAUCCGGAUUUAGAGGAGCCUCAAAAGGUGGACAUCCAAGAUCCAGAAUCAAUCUCCGAUAUGCAGAGCAUCGAAAUCGCAAUCGAGAAUCCCGACGAAGACUGGCAGCAGGUUUUGGGGAACUUUCCUCAAAUACCCAAUCAAACAACGCCGACCUCUCUUCACUUUUCGUCUGAACCCACACGAGAAGACACCCCAUCAGAUGGAGGCUUGUUUCUACCAGAAGAUGCUCUGGCAACCUUGAGACACAUUCAGCUGGAUGGGUCUCCAGAUCCUUGGUCAGAAACGUCUGAGAAGAAUGAAGAGAUGUGGCAGAUUGAGGCACUACCGGAACGGCCUCGCAGCGCCGAUGACGCGACACCAGCAUCAGAUAUAUCUGGAUACAGUUUUAGUAGGCUCAGCAUACCUUCUCCCGGUGGUUUCUUUUCCUCCCUGGGCCCCCGAGCACGUCACACCUGGUCGAUCCCUAAAGGAUAUAGACCCCCCACGUCGGCCACUGCUGAAAACUUCUACAAUGUACCUUUCGGUCGAACCGAAGGGGAGGUUGUUGAGCAAGUGGUUGAGUGCUUCGAGCAAUUGACUGAGGAGCAAUUGACAGCUGUGUAUGACCCAAGCGGACCACCGACCGCGAUCAGGAUCCCGCCCGAAGAUAGAAAUGAAGCGUCGGACCAAGUUGAAAGCCCAGUGAGCGAUGGCGAGGAUGGUGUACAUGAGAUCGUGAGGCCCGGUUCUUCCUGUGAGGAUGACGAACGAGACGAGAAUUACGAGUGUGACUUGCAGAGAAAGUCAAUGGCGAGUCUAGACAGGACUAGCGUUUGGCUUGCAGCGCAAGCUUCCUACCUUUCGGCCCUUCAUGACACCAACCCCGUCAACACGCUAGACGUCGAGGAUGAUGACCAGGUUGAUACUGCUGAGGAUGAGACCCAAGGAAUUGGCCAAAAAAAAUCUGUCCGUUUCGCUGAGACAGUUCCCGAAGCCCCCAGCUCUGGUCCGUCCGCCCUGGCGAGUAAGGAUUCGAUCUAUUGGCGAGGCUUCCAGUUCAUCCGUCAACAAUCAAACAACCGGGAUACUUUUUUGCAUCGCAACACCCGCUUUGACGCUGUCCAGUCCAUCAGACUUGGCUUGACAAAGCUACACACGGGCUGCCUAUUGGGUAAUUACGAGCUAGUUCGUCCGGGACGCCCUCCCUAUAAGGGUCCUUUUUCACAGGCUCCCCGCAAUUCAGUAAUUGGCCCUGUCUUGGCAGAAAAAGCCCAGUUCUCCAUGCUUGAGAAAGAACAGUUGGUUCUUUCCCAAAUUAGUCAGCCUAUGUGGGCCAUGGACGCUCUGAGAUAUCUUAAUGGCGGCAACAUGAUUGCCAGCCCGGCUCUCAAGAGUUUCACGCGAUGCCCUGCAUCUAAUAAACCUUCUCAAAGCCCCGGCAGCCGCCACAUUAGAGUUUUAGACCUAGGGGGCCAUGCUUCUUGUGAGUGGGCAUGGCAGCUUGCACAUGACUUUCCCAGCGUCAAGGUCUACACCGCGUUUACGGAGCAUCAAGCAGUCAAUCAUGGCAUCAAAGGUCCCUCAAACCAUCAGCAGGUGUCUGUUCCAUGCCUAUGGAAAUUGCCGUUCCCUGACAAUAAAUUUGAUGUGAUCUCAGCUCGGUCGCUUCCUGCUCUAUUGAAAACGGAACAUCCCGAAGAUGAGGACCGGGACGAAUAUGACCUCUGCCUGAAGGAAUGUUAUCGCUGCCUCAAGCCUGGAGGGUACUUGGAAUUUUUCGUAAUGGAUGCAGAGAUAUCUCAUGCAGGGCCAUGUGCGUCUGCGGCCUCGACUGAAUUUGCGUUCAAUCUGAAGACCAGGGGCUAUGACCCAACACCGACGAAGAAAUUCCUGGGUCGCUUGCGAAAUGGAAGGUUUAUCGGUACCAAACGUGCCUGGAUGUUCUUGCCGAUGGGUAUCGAGCCUGUAAAGCCUCAAGUACCGAGAGAGACCCCUGAGCCUCGAGUUAAGAGCCAAAUCGACGAGUACGAGGCGGUCCAUGGGCCAGUUGGCAGUGUGACAGAUGUCGCCAGCGUGACAGGUCUACUUGGUGGUUGGAUGUGGGAGCAAUGGCUUGUCAAGCUUCAAGUUGAGAUGGGUCGAGAACCGCAAAAUCUUCUUGAAGGUAUUGGAAGUGUGUUUGAUGAAGGCCGCAAGAACGGUGCAGGCUGGACCUGUUUGACCGGAUGGGCCAUGAAGCCGAAAUUGAAGCGGAAAGCCCAAAGGGGAUGCCCGAAAAGUAGCAAUCUUUAA
Messenger RNA from Aspergillus tanneri, 2961 nucleotides. RefSeq lists its product as uncharacterized. Bases 1 to 2961 code for a protein of 986 amino acids. The record is from RefSeq and is a predicted model, not a curated record. Lineage: Eukaryota; Fungi; Ascomycota; Eurotiomycetes; Eurotiales; Aspergillaceae. The transcript has a single exon. Gene Ontology annotation, molecular function: S-adenosylmethionine-dependent methyltransferase activity.